This is a messenger RNA of Carlito syrichta (Philippine tarsier), 2902 nucleotides long. It is a transcript of the gene THSD7A, whose product is annotated as thrombospondin type 1 domain containing 7A. Lineage: Eukaryota; Metazoa; Chordata; Mammalia; Primates; Tarsiidae. The transcript has 13 exons. The record is from RefSeq and is a predicted model, not a curated record. The annotation marks the transcript as partial.
AUGAGAAAAAGAAAUUUUUUGUUGUUUGGUCCGUGGGGCCGGUGCAUGGGGGACGAAUGUGGUCCAGGAGGCAUCCAAACAAGGGCCGUGUGGUGUGCGCACGUGGAGGGGUGGACCACGUUGCACACGAACUGCAAGCAGGCCGAGAGACCCAGUAACCAGCAGAACUGUUUCAGGGUAUGCGACUGGCACAAAGAGUUGUAUGACUGGAGGCUGGGACCCUGGAACCAGUGUCAGCCUGUGAUCUCCAAAAGCCUGGAGAAAACCCCGGAGUGCACCAAGGGGGAUGAGGGCAUCCAGGUGAGAGAGAUCACGUGCAUCCAGAAAGACAAGGACAUUCCGGCGGAGGACAUCAUCUGUGAGUACUUCGAGCCCAAGCCUCUGCUGGAGCAGGCCUGCCUCAUCCCUUGCCAGCAGGACUGCAUCGUGUCGGAGUUCUCCUCCUGGUCCGGAUGCUCCAAGACCUGCGGGAGUGGCCUCCAGCACCGCACGCGGCAGGUGGUGGCACCCCCGCAGUUCGGGGGCUCCGGCUGCCCCAACCUGACGGAGUUCCAGGUAUGCCAGUCCGGCCCCUGCGAGGACCAAGAGCUCCCGUACAGCCUACACGUGGGGCCCUGGAGCGCGUGCUCGAUGCCACACUCGCGACAGGCCCGGCAAGCCCGGAGACGCGGAAAGAACAAAGACCGGGACAAGGACCGGGGCAAGGGGGUCAAGGACCCGGAGGCCCGCGAGCUCAUCAAGAAGAAGAGGAACCGAAACAGACAGAACAGACAGGAGAACAAAUACUGGGACAUCCAGAUUGGGUAUCAGACCCGGGAGGUGAUGUGCACCAACAAGACCGGAAAGGCGGCUGAUUUGAGCUUUUGCCAGCAAGAGAAGCUACCAAUGACCUUCCAGUCCUGUGUGAUCACCAAGGAGUGCCAGGUUUCCGAGUGGUCAGAAUGGAGCCCAUGCUCAAAAACAUGUCACGAUGUGGCAUCCCCUACCGGCACUCGUGUAAGGACACGUACUGUCAGGCAGUUCCCUGUUGGUGGUGAAACGGAAUGUCCAGAACUUGAGGAAGAUGAGCCCUGUGUGUCUCAAAGAGAUGGAGUUACCCCCUGUGCUAUGUAUGGCUGGAAGACCACAGAGUGGACCGAGUGCCGUGUGGAUCCACUGCUUAGCCAGCAGGACAAGAGGCGUGGCAACCAGACAGCCCUCUGCGGGGGAGGCAUCCAGACCCGUGAGGUGUACUGCGUGCAGACCAACCAAGACCUCCUUUUGCACCUCCAUGCUCACAGAGACAGAGAAGCCUCAAAACCUGUGGACUUGAAAUUAUGUACUGGGCCUGUCCCUAAUACCACACAGCUGUGCCACAUUCCUUGUCCAAUUGAGUGUGAGGUUUCACCUUGGUCAGCUUGGGGACCUUGUACUUAUGAAAACUGUAAUGACCAACAAGGCAAAAAAGGCUUCAAACUGAGGAAGCGGCGUAUUACCAAUGAGCCCACUGGAGGCUCUGGGGGGACUGGAAACUGCCCCCACUUACUGGAAGCCAUUCCUUGUGAAGAACCAGCCUGUUAUGACUGGAAAGCAGUGAGGCUUGGAGACUGUGAACCAGAUAAUGGAAAGGAGUGUGGUCCUGGCACUCAAGUUCAAGAGGUUGUGUGCAUCAACAGUGAUGGAGAAGAAGUUGACAGGCAGCUGUGCAGAGACGCCAUCUUCCCUAUCCCGGUGGCCUGUGAUGCCCCAUGCCCGAAGGACUGUGUGCUCAGCAUGUGGUCUUCCUGGUCCUCCUGCUCCCACACCUGUUCAGGGAAAACCACCGAAGGGAAGCAGAUACGCGCACGAUCCAUACUAGCCUAUGCGGGUGAAGAAGGUGGAAUUCGCUGUCCAAAUAGCAGUGCUUUGCAGGAGGUACGCAGCUGUAAUGAGCAUCCCUGUACUGUAUACCACUGGCAAACUGGUCCCUGGGGCCAGUGCAUUGAGGACACCUCAGUAUCAUCCUUCAACACAACUACAACUUGGAAUGGAGAAACCUCCUGCUCCGUCGGCAUGCAGACGAGAAAAGUCAUCUGUGUGCGAGUUAACGUGGGCCAAGUGGGACCCAAAAAGUGUCCUGAAAGCCUUCGGCCUGAAACAGUAAGGCCUUGUCUGCUUCCUUGUAAGAAGGACUGUAUCAUGUCCCCAUACAGUGACUGGACAUCAUGCCCCUCGUCAUGUAAAGAAGGGGACUCUGGAGUCAGGAAGCAGUCUCGGCAUCGGGUCAUCAUCCAGCUGCCUGCCAAUGGAGGCCGGGACUGCAUGGACCCCCUCUACGAAGAGAAAGCCUGCGAGGCCCCUAUAGUGUGCCAGAGCUACAGGUGGAAGACUCACAAAUGGCGCAGAUGCCAAUUGGUUCCAUGGAGUGUGCAACAGGACAGCCCUGGAGCACAGGAAGGCUGUGGGCCUGGACGACAGGCAAGAGCCAUUACUUGUCGCAAACAAGAUGGAGGACAGGCUGGCAUCCAUGAGUGUCUCCAGUAUGCGGGCCCUGUGCCAGCCCUCACCCAAGCAUGCCAGAUCCCCUGCCAGGAUGACUGUCAGUUGACCAGCUGGUCCAAAUUUUCUUCAUGCAAUGGAGACUGUGGUGCUGUUAGGACCAGAAAGCGCACUAUUGUUGGAAAAAGUAAAAAGAAGGAAAAAUGUAAAAAUUCCCAUUUGUACCCCCUGAUUGAGACACAGUAUUGUCCUUGUGACAAAUAUAACGCACAGCCUGUGGGGAACUGGUCUGACUGUAUUUUACCAGAGGGAAAAGUAGAAGUGUUACUGGGCAUGAAAGUCCAAGGAGACAUCAAGGAGUGCGGACAAGGAUACCGUUACCAAGCAAUGGCGUGCUACGAUCAAAAUGGCAGGCUCGUGGAAACGUCCAGGUGUAACAGCCAUG